Molecule: messenger RNA, 4649 nt
Organism: Acinonyx jubatus (cheetah)
Lineage: Eukaryota; Metazoa; Chordata; Mammalia; Carnivora; Felidae
Gene: HNRNPH3
Product: heterogeneous nuclear ribonucleoprotein H3
Exons: 8
Coding region: 3779-4426 (215 amino acids)
Biological process (GO): regulation of RNA splicing
Cellular component (GO): nucleoplasm; ribonucleoprotein complex
Molecular function (GO): RNA binding
Source: RefSeq, a predicted model, not a curated record
CCUUAGAACUGUACAGAGAAGCUAGGUCCGUAAUUUUCACUGAGUACCUAAAAAAGUGAGUCAGGGCCUGAGAAUUUUAUAAAGAGUUCCCGAUCAUGAAUAUGCGUCCUUACAAGAACUCUUAUUACCUACUUUUUUCAGCUUUAAAAACAAAAAACCUUCCUACUGUUGAAGAUGGUCUGAUUUUAGUAGCCUUUGAAAAAGCCUAGAGUUUUCUGUAAAGUAGUACAUGAUAUAAUGGCUUUCCUAAUUGGAUUACCCUAGAAACCUUUUUUUGUGUCCUUUCACCUGCAUAAUCUGGAAAUCCAUCUGAUUACUAAUUACCUUUAUAUUUUUAAUAACCAUGUUCUUUUUUUCUUUUUUUGAUGUUCUUAUUUUGGUAUACAAGUGGCUGAGCUGCAAUAGGUGAUGGUAAAUUUUGUUUUAAAAAAGAACUCCUUUAUAAUUUUAGGGACUUAACAUCUCCUUUAGGUAUCAGUGGUGUGUCUACCUUUUCUACUGAUAAUUAAGGAGCAAACACAUUGGCAAGGGGAAAUGAUGUAAGAUGUUCAGUUUAAUUAUCACUUUAUUGCCAAAAUUUGAAGUUCAUUCUCAUUUUUUAAGACCAGUGAGCUACCAUUUAUAAAGUUAUUUAUUGUUACAUCAAACCCUAACUUCAUUAUAUUUCAGAAGAUAGUAUAUGCCUCUGUGUAAUAAAGGAAUUUUAUAUUUCAUUUAACCUCUUAGAUGCUUAGCAACUUGGAGAUAGAAUUUACAUACCGUAAACUUCACCUAUUUAAAAUCAUAUGGACUUUUGUGACUGGCUUCUUUCACUCAAUAUCAUGUUUAGGAAAUUAAAGUCUCACUCAAAAGUGACUUCAGUUGUACUAGUUCAGCUGCUGGUAUUUUUAAUUGGUGCUAACACUUGGAAGUCUUAAAGCAGAAUUGGGAUUAGUCGUGAAACUCUUGCAAAGAAAGGUCGAGAUGGAUUGUCCUGAAUAAUUGGUAGACUCUAGGUAGUGUCUGAGACCGCUUUAUUAACGUAUUAGAGCAGAUUGUCUUUUUGUAUGCUUUCAGAGUUUGUCUUGGUUUUGUAAGUAGAAUUCUAGACUCAAAUUUUGAGUUUUGAAGGAAUAAUCAAGUGUGGCUUUUAAAAUUGUGUAGUCUUCAUACAUGUAGAGUGGAGGAGAGUCAUCCUGUGAAAUAGUUUGUCUUCUGAAUCUGGUUAACUUUUUCUCCACUUAAAAUUGUGUUAAGUUUAUUAUUGUGUUUUUUACAGGCUUAAUAUUUUGUUUUGUAUAGGUCUUUUUAGUAUAGACUGAUCCAAAAAUCAAAACUAGUGUGCUUGCUUGUGUUUCUUAGAAAGGGCUAAAGUUUAUAGUGAAGAUAAGUCAGUUACCAUCUUUUUGUUUGUUCCCAAAACAAAGUAUCUUUACUUUGAAGAAAGAAAAGUGCUAAAUAAUAAAAAGCGUUACACCAAGGUCUUUUUACAACACAUUAAAUUGAUUUUGCAAACUACUUACAUGUUUCAUAAGUAACAUUUGAUGUUACAUCCUUUAAUUUUUCUUUUUUCUAUUGAGUCAUCUCUUAUAGGAAUUUUUUUAAGUUGAUGCCAUUUUUUAAAGUCUUCUGGGUUUUUUUUAAGAAAAUGGUAGAGAUCUUCAAAAUGUCGUACCUUUUUCUCAAACUGAUUCAGGGUCUACUUUUUUCAGGACUACUCUGCUUUUUAUCUAAUAGGUGCUAUAGAAAACAUUUCCAAAAAGCCCUCCUUUUUCCUCUGCCUUGGACAUAAUCCUUCCUUAGGAAGCUUGAAAGCUUAAGCCUAUGUUGACUAUGGAAAAGACUUUAACUAUCUGUAUUUCAAGACUCAGGAUAGUUUUCUGUCCUUUAAUUAAGGUUUCUUUAUUUUGUUUGUGGUAUAAUUCAGUAGUUAUACAGGGCCCUUUAAAACCCAGUGACUACCAUUGAAGGAUUAACCAUGCUACAGACCAAGCAUUAUAAACGAGUCUUAAAAGUAACAGUCCGGUGAAGUAUAAGCACCUGUGCUAUCUGUAUUUUACAGUUGAACAGAGAGGUUAAGAAGUUUGCUUACAUCAGCCAUUGAGUGGCAGAAUAGGGAUUCAAAACCAGGGGUUUUUUUAAUGAUUUUUUGUUUGUUUUCUUAAAAAUUCACAUCAAGUAUUCAUGUGCGUAAAAAUCAGUUGUAACGUCUGAUAAAAAAUUCAAAAUCUUCCCACUUUGGUGUCUGUGUCUAGAGUGCCUCCCAGGAUUUUUAAAACCACAAAACAAGUCUCAAAGUUGUUAUUUACAUGCAGAGGUAUUUAAUAACCACAUUUGGAAAAUUUGUCCGUUAGCUUUUUUUUAAAUGUACCAAUUCUAGCAAAAAAAAAAUAAUUUACUUUUUGCAGAUGCUACUUCUCACAGUUGCACUGAUAAUUAGAUGGUGUGAAAUUAAAUAUUAGUGAACACUGUUAUGGAAUACCUUCAAGCGUAAAGGAAUCAAGUGAACAAAUUGUUUUGUUUACAGGGGAGGAGGUGGUGAGGGAAAGGUUUGAAAUACUCAGGUGAGUAGGAUUCCUACAGCUGCUUAGUGAAAUUUGUAGCGUCUGGUAAGUUUCUGCAGCUGAAGGACUUCUGCAUUAGCCUCUUUAAAAUGUACUGGAAUUCUAAAAGGAUGGUUGUCUCUUGGGAAGGGAGCUGGGUGUGGAUGGGUUCUUUUUGGAAGGCUAGGAGGGCUUCUUACUGUACCCUAAAAAAAAUGUGAAUGUGUUGCCUUUUAAAAUUUGUGUUUAAAAGUAAAGCAGUGAGUAAACUCAUCUUUAAUAUACUCCAAACAGGUAGCUUCAAAAAACAGACACUAUUGGAAGGCCUUUUGAGGCCUUUUACCCCGAUUUUAAAACUUACCCUAAUUAAGUCAUUUUAAAACUUGCUUUUGAGAAGUGUUUAAAGUAGAGAUAGGAAUUUUUUCCCCUCCUUCAAAAGCAGUUUGACUGUUCAGAUUUAAAGUGCAUCUAAAAAGUUACGACUUUUGUAAUGCCAUUUUUCUAAUAUUGAAGGAAGUACUCAUUGAACUUUUGACUUAGGCUCUUGCUGUAAGUGGACACUGGUGGUAUGUGCAGCUUUUGAGUAAUUAAGUUUUAAAGAAUUUGCAUAAUGAUUCAAAUGAAUAAUAAAACCUGAAAAGUGAAUGAAAAUUGGAGAAAUGAGGAAAAGGCUAGAGUUGACAAUAAGGUGACAGGAAAUGGAAUUUGAAGACUAAUCUGAAAUUGUGUAAGUUUUCUUAAGAUUGGGCAUUAUAAAAUAUUUGGGCCUUAGAAAUUCAGUACUUUGUGGGUGGUGGGACAGGUUUCACUCACUUUUCCCUUUUUGCCAACCCCAAAAUGGGAAGGUGUUUUGCCUUUGCAUUGUCAACAAGCCAUAUGUUACAUUUCCUGUUGUACACCACUGAGUGGUGUUUCUUCAGUGCCUGUAGCAAGAGUAUAUUUUGAUUGACUGCUUUAUGUGCUUGUUUAUUUUUUAUAGCGUUUAAAUCAAACGUUAUUGAGAUGGAUUGGGUUAUGAAACAUAAUGGUCCAAAUGACGCUAGUGAUGGGACAGUACGACUUCGUGGACUGCCAUUUGGUUGCAGCAAAGAGGAAAUAGUUCAGUUCUUUCAAGGUAUAUUGAGAUCUUCAGAAGUAGCAGGAGUGAAAUCAAAGGAUUUUAUGAUCCACCAAGAAGAUUGCUGGGCCAGCGACCGGGACCAUAUGAUAGACCGAUAGGAGGAAGAGGGGGUUAUUAUGGAGCUGGGCGUGGAAGUAUGUAUGACAGAAUGCGACGAGGAGGUGAUGGAUAUGAUGGUGGUUAUGGAGGUUUUGAUGACUAUGGUGGCUAUAAUAAUUAUGGCUAUGGAAAUGAUGGCUUCGAUGACAGAAUGAGAGAUGGAAGAGGUAUGGGAGGACACGGCUAUGGUGGAGCUGGUGAUGCAAGUUCGGGAUUUCAUGGUGGUCAUUUUGUACAUAUGAGAGGAUUACCUUUUCGUGCAACUGAAAAUGACAUUGCUAAUUUCUUCUCACCACUAAAUCCAAUACGAGUGCAUAUUGAUAUUGGAGCUGAUGGCAGAGCAACAGGAGAAGCAGAUGUAGAAUUUGUGACACAUGAAGAUGCCGUAGCUGCCAUGUCUAAAGAUAAGAAUAACAUGCAACAUCGGUACAUUGAACUCUUCUUGAAUUCUACUCCUGGAGGCGGUUCUGGAAUGGGAGGUUCUGGAAUGGGAGGCUAUGGCAGAGAUGGAAUGGAUAAUCAGGGAGGUUAUGGAUCUGUUGGAAGAAUGGGAAUGGGUAACAAUUACAGUGGAGGAUAUGGUACUCCUGAUGGCUUGGGUGGUUAUGGCCGUGGCGGUGGAGGCAGUGGAGGUUACUAUGGGCAAGGUGGCAUGAGUGGAGGUGGAUGGCGUGGGAUGUAUUAAAGUAUAACCACCAACAUCAAAGUCCUGACAACAGUGUCUGGUCUACUAGACUUUCUUACAGAUUUAAUUUCUUUUGUAUUUUAAGAACUUUAUAAUGACUGAAGGAAUGUGUUUUCAAAAUAUUAUUUGGUAAAGCAACAGAUUGUGAUGGGAAAAUCUGUUUUCUGUAGGUUUUAUUUGUUGCAUACUUUGACUUAAAAAUAAAUUUUUAUAUUCAAACCAC